Molecule: messenger RNA, 2121 nt
Organism: Dendronephthya gigantea
Lineage: Eukaryota; Metazoa; Cnidaria; Anthozoa; Malacalcyonacea; Nephtheidae
Product: dolichyl-diphosphooligosaccharide--protein glycosyltransferase subunit 2-like
Exons: 24
Coding region: 60-1964 (634 amino acids)
Biological process (GO): protein N-linked glycosylation
Cellular component (GO): oligosaccharyltransferase complex; membrane
Source: RefSeq, a predicted model, not a curated record
GUUUGCUGUGCGCGCCGUCACGUGACGUUCUUCCGACCUGACACGUUCUCUUUACAAAGAUGGCCACACGAGUCACAGCCAGCGUGUUGGUGUUACUUUGUGUGUUAACCGUUGGGUUGUGUGCAGCACCUACCACCGUGCUAACUCUUGAAGAACAGGGUAGAAUUAAAGCGCAGUUGUCUGCGGAUCUUCCUGGAAAAGACUUGGAAACAACCUUCUAUAAUGUAGCCUCUCUCACUCUGCUGAAUUCCAAAGUACCAAAAUCUGAGGAGAUCUGUAAAUUUGUAAACAAGAACAUUGAUCCAAAAGACAUUGCCUUAAUUUUUUUUGGAUCAUCAAUUGGAAAACUUCUUGGAAACUGUCAGGUGAAAGUCGAUGGUGCACAAGCAACAUUAACAGCAGCUUUGAAUGACAAAUCAGACACAGAAUUAAUCCGUUUCGCUGUUGAGUCCCUAGUCAACCUUGGUCUGAAAGUUGAUGAAAAAGCCACAUCAGAUGCUUUGAAAAGCAUUCUAAAAGAAGAAAAAGAAGAAUUUGUCCCAAGUGUUACCAAUACGUUGUUCGCUGCAUCUCAUUUAGCUGGUGAUGUCUCGUUUGCAUUUGAUGCUAUAGAGGAUGCUGUUGCACAGGCUGAUGAAAUUGCAGACACUUUUCUUCAGUUUGAGGGUGGAUUAAUGGUGACUGCAGACUUCAUUACUGGAGUGUACAAAUUAGCAGCACAUGUGAAAAAAGCUCCAACAAUUACUGAAGACCAAGCUCAAAAGUUCACCAACUAUCUGCUCUCAAGAAAAUAUGUCCAAAGUUCUUAUGAAACAUUUUAUCUGCUCAGUUCUCUAAGAACAUACGCUGAUAACCAGUUUCAAAUUCCAGUCAUUGCACGGAUGUAUAGCACUGCAGCUAUUUCAGAUGAAAACAAACUUCUCAAGGUGCGUGUUACAAACACGCUUGACAACCCUUUCACCAAAAUGUCUGUGACUGCAGACAGUAUUCUCGACAAAAAUGAUGAAGAAUUGAUUUCCAAGAAACCUUUCUCAGAACAGAAAGACUAUUACCAAAUUGAUGUAGUGAACUUCAAGCUUCCUGCUGGGUUUUACAAAAUUGUCUUGAGUUUAAAACCAGGCCAACCAGACAAAAGACUUCUUGGACUGACUGAUAUUGAGCUUCCAUUCAAAGUGGUCACAACAGUUGCUGUUGAAGCCAUUUCAAUUUCAAUUCUCGAUAAAGAACAUGCAUCACUAGUCAGCUCUGUAAGUGUGAGUUAUCCACGAGGUCUUGAUAAAACUUUAGAGGCAGAUCAUCACCAAAAGGUUACAAUGACAUUCUCACUUAAAGAUAUUUCUGCACAAAAAGUAAUGACUGCCCACCAGACUUUUGUACGACUCACGAACGCCAAAACUAAUCAGGAAAUCUUCUUUGUUGCUGAGCCAGAGGGAGGCAAAGUUUACAAAUUCGAUUUGGAUGUCAGCGCUGCUUCAAAGGAUUCAUUUGGCUCCCUGUCUGGAGAAUAUCAGAUUGAUCUCAUCAUUGGCGAUGCUGCAAUUGAAAAUUCUCUUCUAUGGACCAUCGGAAAAAUUCAACUAACAUUUGCUAGUAGCCCAGAGACACCACAGCAAAAGGGCAGUCAAUUUAAACCAAAACCGGAAAUUCAGCACUCCUUCCGUCAACCAGAAAAGCGUCCUCCAAAGACGGUCUCAACUGCGUUCACUAUUCUUGUGUUGUUGCCACUCCUUGUCCUUUUUGUUGCCUGGAUGAAACUUGGUGUAAAUUUAUCAAAUUUCCAAUUCUCCAUUCCUGCUAUUGUGUUCCACCUGGGUCUAGGAGCCAUAUUUCUUCUGAUGUACGCUUUCUGGACGUCUUUGAAUAUGUUUAGUACUUUGAAAUUAUUAGCUUUGAUAGGAUCGAUAACUUUCCUUGCUGGAAACUCUCUUUUGGCAAAUCUAGCUGCUCAAAGAACACAAAAGUAGGCAUUUGUACACUUAUUUGGAGAGAAGAAAGACGUCUAAUGAUAUUUGAUGUAAUAGCACAACCCUAAAGCUAAAAUCUGCUGUUUUUAUGAAGAGAUACUCUGCCUUAUGAACAAUAUUAGUAAUUUAAAUUGAAAUAAAACACCUUUGUAGUUCC